Messenger RNA from Andrographis paniculata, 2277 nucleotides. RefSeq names its product transmembrane 9 superfamily member 3-like. Lineage: Eukaryota; Viridiplantae; Streptophyta; Magnoliopsida; Lamiales; Acanthaceae. Gene Ontology annotation, cellular component: membrane. Gene Ontology annotation, biological process: protein localization to membrane. The transcript has 7 exons. The record is from RefSeq and is a predicted model, not a curated record. The coding region runs from base 156 to 1931 and encodes 591 amino acids.
ACUGAAUUGAAUUGGAUCGAGAUCUCAGAUCUGCGCUGUUCGGUGAGGAGCUUCCAUCCUCCAUUUUCCAUCAUUACAUUAGUGGUUCUGCUCUCUACUCUACUCUAUUGUCAAUUUGUAUUCGAUCUCUACCUUGUUUCGGUCGGAGAAGAGAAAUGGCGAAAGGUGGGUGUUGGAUCCUCGUCGUUUCGCUUCUGAUGUGCGCGGCAGUUCCGGCGAGAUCGGACGCGUCGAAUCACAAGUACGAAAAGGGCGAUCCGGUGCCGCUUUAUGCGAACAAGGUCGGACCAUUUCACAACCCUAGCGAAACGUACCGGUACUUUGAUCUCCCAUUUUGCGCAACAGGUGAAGUAAAAGAUAAAAUUGAGGCUCUUGGUGAAGUCCUAAAUGGAGAUCGCUUGGUCAGUACACCAUACAAGCUAGAUUUCUUGAUUGACAAAGAGUCUGAGCUUAUCUGCAAGAAACGUCUGACGAAAAAAGAAGCUGCUGUGUUUCGAAGUGCAGUGGCCAAGGACUACUAUUUUCAAAUGUACUAUGAUGACUUGCCCUUAUGGGGUUUCCUGGGAAAGGUUGAGAAGGAAGGCAAAGCUGAUCCUAGUGAAUAUAAAUAUUACUUAUUUAAGCACCUCCAUUUUGAAAUCUUUUACAACAAAGAUCGUGUGAUUGAGGUCAAUGCUCGCACAGACCCCAAUGCUGUUGUGGACAUUACUGAUGAUAAGGAAGUUGAUGUGGAGUUCAUGUACUCAGCCAAAUGGAAAGAAAGCAACAUACCUUUUGAGAAGAGGAUGGAGAAGUACUCACAUUCGUCGUCACUUCCUCGUCAUUUAGAGAUUCAUUGGUUUUCAAUCAUCAAUUCAUGUGUGACUGUUCUCCUUCUUACGGGUUUUCUUGCUACUAUUUUGAUGCGAGUGCUUAAGAAUGAUUUUGUCAAAUAUGCCCACGAUGAGGAGACAGCGGAUGACCAGGAAGAAACUGGGUGGAAAUAUAUUCAUGGUGAUGUUUUCAGAUUCCCAAAGUACAAGUCAUUGUUUUCGGCUGCCCUUGGAAGUGGCACACAACUCUUUACACUGACAACUUUUAUAUUCUUGCUUGCGCUUGUUGGUGUAUUUUAUCCAUACAAUCGAGGAGCCCUUUUCACAGCACUGGUGGUCAUAUAUGCUCUUACAUCUGGCAUAGCUGGCUAUACAUCAGCUUCCUUUUACCACCAAUUGGAAGGAUCAAAUUGGGUUCGGAAUCUGUUAUUGACUGGCGGCCUUUUCUGCGGACCACUUUUUCUCUCCUUUUGCUUCCUCAACACUGUUGCGAUUUUCUACCGUGCUACAGCUGCUCUUCCAUUCGGUACAAUCGUGGUGAUUUUUCUGAUAUGGGCUCUUGUGACAUCGCCUUUGUUAGUGUUGGGAGGGAUCGCUGGGAAAAAUAGUAAGGCAGAGUUUCAAGCUCCAUGCCGGACCACAAAAUAUCCUCGAGAAAUCCCGCCACUCCCGUGGUACCGCGGCACCCUGCCUCAGAUGGCUAUGGCCGGAUUUUUGCCGUUCAGCGCUAUCUACAUCGAACUUUACUAUAUUUUUGCCAGCGUUUGGGGUCACAGGAUAUACACCAUCUACAGUAUUUUAUUCAUCGUGUUCGUCAUCCUCCUAAUCGUCACUGCCUUUAUUACCGUCGCACUGACCUACUUCCAACUUGCUGCCGAAGAUCACGAAUGGUGGUGGAGGUCCUUCCUGUGUGGCGGAUCUACGGGCUUGUUUAUUUAUGGCUACUGCUUGUAUUACUACUACGCCCGGUCGGACAUGUCGGGAUUCAUGCAGACCUCAUUCUUCUUCGGAUACAUGGCCUGUAUUUGCUACGGCUUCUUCCUGAUGCUUGGAACCGUAGGCUUCCGCGCGGCUCUGUUCUUCGUGCGCCAUAUUUAUCGGUCGAUAAAAUGCGAGUGAAGCAGGUGGCUUGAGCUUGAUCCUGUCCUUUGUUCCGCCCCAAAGUUGGAGAGAGGUAAGUGAAGGUCUGACCCUUGAUGCUUCUUGUUUACAAGUAGUAUGUGUUUUCUUGUUUACACAAAAAAUAUAUAUAUAUAUAUAUAUAUAGAUGAAUGUUGUGUGUUGGUGGAGUAUAAAUAUGGGUCGGGUUGGAAUGAAUCGGGUCGGGUUCGGUCGUGUAAGAUGUUUUCGACUAAGGAAGGAAGGUUUAGUAGUUUAUUACAUGGAAGUGGAACUAAUAAAAGGUUUGUAGGAGACUUUUGUCUGAAAAGUUUUGUAUAAGAAAUAUGGAAAUGUUUAGUCCUUA